Molecule: messenger RNA, 1149 nt
Organism: Didymosphaeria variabile
Lineage: Eukaryota; Fungi; Ascomycota; Dothideomycetes; Pleosporales; Didymosphaeriaceae
Exons: 1
Coding region: 1-1149 (382 amino acids)
Biological process (GO): secondary metabolic process
Cellular component (GO): cytoplasm; cytosol
Molecular function (GO): carboxy-lyase activity; hydrolase activity
Source: RefSeq, a predicted model, not a curated record
AUGCUCUACAAGAUUGCCUUGGAAGAAGCCUGGAACUUCCCUAAAGGCGAGUCACUAGGUGGCUUCCAAUCCGCUUCUCUUGCUCCAAAGGGCGUCAUUGGUGGCGAUCUAGGCGCCAACCUCCUCGAUGUGCACGAGCAACGCUUGCAACAGAUGGACGAGAACGGCGUGGAGUUUAUGGCCCUAUCGCUCGUCUCAGCUGGUCCACAGAAGGUCCCAAAUCGCGAAGGCGCGGAGAAGCUCGCACUCGAAGCCAACAACGCCCUCAGCGCAGACGUUAUGAAGAGGUCGGAGAGGUUUGGGGGUCUAUGUAGUGUGAGCAUGCAUGAUCCGGUUCAAGCAGCGCAGGAAUUGGAAAGGUGUUUCACCGAGCUACAAGGCUUCAUCGGCUGCAUCCUCAACGACUACCAAUCCGCGGGCCCUGACGGGAACACAAUGCUCUUCUACGACGGGCCCUCCUACGAUACCUUCUGGGCCGCCGCCGAAACGCUCGAUUGUCCCGUGUACCUCCACCCCCGCGAAGCCACGCCGGAGAUCUUCGACAAGAUGUGGAAAGGCCGCGAGCACCUCGCCUUCAGCGCGCUCGGGUACGCAAACCGCCUCAACAUGCAUUUACUAGGCAUCAUCACAGCCGGCGUUCUGGACCGCUUUCCGAAAUUGAAGCUGGUGGUCGGGCAUAUGGGCGAGCAUAUCCCAUACGAUCUCUAUCGCAUUGAUCAUAAGCUCAACCGCGCAAGGUUUCCGGACAUGAAGAUGCGAAAAGAUAAGCUUGUGAGAGACUACUUUGGAAGCCAGGUCUUCAUCACCACUUCCGGGCACUUCAGCACUAACGCCCUGUUAUGUGCGGUCGCAGAGAUAGGGGUUGACUCGUGUAUGUUUAGUAUCGACUAUCCAUUUGAGAGUAUAGCCAACGGAUGUGUAUGGUUUGAUGAGUACGUAGAGGCUAGCAUCAACGCAAGAGACUUGGUGAAAAUUGGAAGAGGAAAUGCGUUGAAGGUGUUUGAGAGACUUGCGGCAGGCAUACAUGGGUUAGAGGAUAAGAGUCCUGCGCAAUGUGAGGUGGGCGGGUUGAAGAAUGGAGAGGGCGAAGUUGAGUUUGGCAUGUACAACAAGAGCUUUGAGAAGAGAGAAGUUAGAAAGGUUUUAUGA